Messenger RNA from Lingula anatina, 3990 nucleotides. Its product is annotated as mitochondrial proton/calcium exchanger protein. The record is from RefSeq and is a predicted model, not a curated record. Gene Ontology annotation, biological process: intracellular monoatomic cation homeostasis. Gene Ontology annotation, molecular function: ribosome binding; calcium ion binding. Lineage: Eukaryota; Metazoa; Brachiopoda; Lingulata; Lingulida; Lingulidae. Gene Ontology annotation, cellular component: mitochondrial inner membrane.
CUCUGUGAGUACACUGAUGUAUCACGACCUUAUUUAACCUCUUCGUGCUGUCAUUCUAAAUUUACUCUUUGCACUGCACAGUGGAAAUAAAUACAAAGUAGAGGACAGAAAAAAGAGCAAAACAUCCAAGUGCAGGGAUUGGUUGAGCGAUGAUUUCAGAUAGCUGCAAUCAUGAGUGCAACUAGGAGGAUGCAUAGCCUUGCCAGACAACUGCAUCAUCAUCACCACUGGAAAUCCAGAUAUGCUCGCAAUGCCAUAUACUCACAGGUUCUUCCAAGCCACUACAUCCUUUCUGCCAAUCUCAACUAUAUAGUUUCACUACCUCACACAAGAAACUACAGUGUUCACAGUACACAUGCUAGUAGGACAUAUUUUCAGACAAGGUUUGGAAGGCUUGAAUUAUCAGCUAACCCUUCUGUGACUUUUCAUAGACCAUUUCAUAGGAGUGUCUGUCUCCAUAAAGAUGAAUCAAAGGUGGAGAAGACUGUUAAAUCUCUAAAGAAACAACCUGCCACAAAGCAAGGCAGCAGUGUUGCUGUUCCUAAGAAGUCGCUAUGGACACGGUUUGUGGAUGUGCUCAAACAUUAUUAUCAUGGAUUCAAACUACUUAUGUAUGACGUCAGGAUUUGUUCCAGACUUGUUUGGAGAAUAAUGAAUGGGAAAAGUUUGACUAGGAGGGAGAGGAGACAGCUUGUCAGAACCUCCUCAGAUUUAUUCCGUAUGGUACCAUUUCUGGUUUUCAUCAUUGUACCUUUUAUGGAAUUCUUUCUGCCAGUGGCACUCAAAUUGUUCCCCAACAUGUUGCCAAGCACAUUUGAAGAGGAAGACAAAAAGCAAGAGAAGAUGAGGAAGAAGUUAAAAGUGAAACUUGAGAUGGCCAAGUUUCUGCAAGAUACCAUAGAAGAAACUGCUCUUACAAAGAAAAAAUCAACUGGAGAGACCCUUCAUAAAUUCCAGCAGUUUAUUAAAAAGAUUAGAAACAGUGAAGAAAUGGCAACAAAUGAAGAAAUCAAGACAUUCUCCAAACUGUUUGAAGAUGAGAUUACUCUAGAUAAUCUACCACGAGGGCAGCUAAUUGCUUUAUGUAAACUGUUAGAACUGCCUGCUGUGGGGACAAACAAUGUCCUAAGGUUUCAGCUGAGUAUGAGACUUCGCUAUCUCAAGGCAGAUGAUAAGUUAAUAGAAAAAGAAGGUGUUGAUAGUUUGACAGUGCCAGAACUCCAGUCAGCUUGCCGCUCCAGAGGAAUGAAGGCUAUAGGUAUAUCUGAGAAAAGGCUGCAGUCCCAGCUGCGGCAGUGGUUAGACCUUCACCUCCAUGAUGAAAUCCCAUCAUCUCUGUUGCUGUUGUCCAGAGCUCUCUAUCUGCCAUCAGACAAGGCAGAGACUGGCAUUCAGGACUCCAUUGGACGUUUACCACAGAGCAUUGCUGAGGAUGCCAAGAUCAAGUUGGCAGAGAUGGAGGGGGAGCAGGUGGAUAACAGAACCAAACUGGAGUUGAUCAUGCAGGAAGAGGAGGCCCUCAAGAAAGAAGAAGCUGAAAGAUUAGCAGCAGAAAAAGAGGCUGUAAAAACUGCAGUUAAAGAGGAGCCAAGCAAACCUUUAGAAAUGGACCUUGACAGUGUUCAGAAAAUGCAGGAACUAGCCAUGGAAGGAGAAACACAUGCUGAAGAAGACAUUCACCUAGAAAAGGCAAAACACAGAGAAGAACAGGAAAUUCCAGGAGAAUACUUAGAACACUUAGAGGCUGCCUUGGAAGACAUUGUGGAGGAAAAGAAAAAGAUCGUUGCCUAUGAAAAAGAAGAGCUGGAGACUCUGCGAAAAGAUGUUUCAGAAUAUGCCGAGGAUUUAGAAGAUUUAAGGGACAUUGUUGUUGCCACUGGAGGUCAGGAGACAGACUAUUCUGAGUCCAAGUCUUCGAGGCGACUUCGCAAGAAAGUGGACCAGAUCAUCACUGGCAUGGACGACAUCCUAGAGAAACUGCACAAAGAGAAGCAGGAGCAGCUAAUUGAUCUGGAAGUUAAAGAAGUGACAAUGAAGAGGAGUGAAGAGAUACAGCAUGAUGAGGAGAAGAGAGAGGCACUGCAGGAAUCUAUUACUGAGAAAAAAGAAAACAUCAUAGACAUAAAUGAGUUAAUGCUGGCUAUAAGGCGGCUGCAGAAAAUUCCAGAUGAUACUAAAAUGCAACAGAUUGAGCAGAUUGCACAUGAGUUGGAUGAAAACAAUGAUGGCAGGAUUGAAGUGGAACAUGUCCUGAAGGUUCUUGAGUUGAUUGGGCAAGAAAACGUGAAGUUAAAUUCCGCACAGAUGAAAGACAUAAUUUCUCUUGUUAAAAAUGAACAUGUAUUAGAGGAGGAAGAGAGACAAAAAGAAAUUGAUGAAAAACAACAGAAGAAAAGGUCAGAGGCUAUUUGAAGAGGGACAGAAAGACAUUGGCAUGGUUUCAUCCACUUACCAGUCUACCCUGUACAUCAGUCUCAGUUUUUUUAUGUGGAAGAUUAUAUUCUAUGAUCAAAAUGCUUAAUUGUCAUACCAGAAAUCUUUUUUGUGGAGGCAGAUUAAAGAUAUGAGGAAUAUGAUUUUAAUAGAGAAAUAUACAUAAGAAGAAAAAAAAUACAUAUAAUACUGACCUUAAUUACAAUAUAACAGGACAAGGAACCAGCAUUGCAAUUGAUACCAGUGAUCUUCAACGAAGCAGGGAAAUGAGUGUCCAUGACCCAUGGCCAAUGAAUGAGCUGGUCAUGUAACAAGUCAGACAGCUAAGUAUUUGCUAGAGCAACUGCCAUUUAUGUAAAGAGGAAAAUGCAGAAUGUCAAGUCCAAGGGUCUUGAUUCAGGGACUCCAAGUAAAAAUUUUUUUGUUAGAUUUUGUAGGUUGAGAAAGACGAGAUCUACAAAGAAUUGUAAAAUAUUGUGCUCUCUACCCACAUGUAUGUGUUUAAUGAUUGGAAUGCUAUGCACCUGCUGUUAUGUGUAAUAUUGAGUAUUUUUUUUUUUUUUUUUUUUCAUUUUUAUUUUGUCAAAUUUUAUAAUGCGAUAGUGGGAACAAUGCCUUGAAAAUUAUAUUAUCUUCGUUUGAGUAUUAAAUUCUUAGAUUAAAAUUCCAAUAGAUGAACAGCAAUUUGGCAGGUGCAUAUUAUCUGCUUUGUAUUAUUACAAUGAUAACUUAUGCUGAAGCUUAACUGUGAUUGUAAAGAAGUUGAGGCUGUGUUAUUUAUGCUUUGAUUACUUUGUGAAUGAUACAUGUAUAUAUAGAUUUAUAGAUAUGUUAAAUAUUUUAUUUAUAUAAGAAGUCAAGUGUACACCACUAGUUUAUGCUUUUGCCUAGUCUUGUGUUUGACAUGCAAGAAUGGAAGGGGGGUUUAGGACUUCGUCUCCUACUUCUGGAAAGUGGAGGACUGCUCCCAACCUUUAGCUUGCAUUGUCUUCACCUGCUUCAUAGUGGAUGUCCAGGGUAGUGAUGAUUCAGAGAAAUUAAUGUUUAAUGCCUAAAUUGGCAUCUCCAUUGUGACAUGUACAUUCUCUAACUGGAAAAUAAUCAGACCUUUGAAACGAAAUUUGAAACUUAAUAACUAGAAUUUCUGUCAUUUUUGAAUGUAUAUUUUAUUUGAUUAAAACAUUCUUAUCAUUCAGACAUUUGCAUCAAGCAAAUAUAUACAAAACAUGGUAUAUGCUACAAUAAAAACAUUUCAGAUCAAAAAGGGAGACCAGCCCAUUGAAGUGCAUCAGUUCAGUUAUAAUGUUUUAAAUGCUUGUACCAGUUACUCUUCUAUAAAAUAAGACUUGGACGGAGAUAAUAAAAGUAAAAUCUGGAUACAAUCUGUAAAUAUUAAGCUAGUUGUUCUUUUUUUGGAUGGCAAUUUUCGUCUGGAUGACUGGUUUCUUCAAGCUCCCAGUGUGUGUGAGAAAGGACAGAAAAAUUACUGUUUGCCACUUGGAACAUUAGCCAGCAUAAAACAUAAAAAGAAAUAAAGUUCUGGUCAUUUCAAAAGUU